CUUCUCGGUUAAGGUUUGAUGGGACUUGUUGGUUGGUGAAGAUCUGACCUUUUUUUUUUUCUCCCUCUUCUUGUCAUUAAUAAUAUAUUUUUCCUCUUUUAUUCUUCAGCUCAUCAUUCUACCAGAUGACACCCCCAUCUCUGCUGUGGAACCCAGGACACAUGUACAACACGCCCAAGUGCAUUCAUGUAGAACGCAUGAUAUUCAUGAUAGCCCCUGCAUCUCUCGUGUAUGUGCGCGUGCAAAUCACAUCAUUCAUUCACCCCAUCUGCCAUUUACCUUGAAACGUCCCAUUGGCAAUUACAGAACUUCACACUCCUCAGCUUCCCUUGGCAGAAUGUUCUUUAAGCCCUGUAUUUCUUUAACAGAAUGUUCUUUUCCCUAAGCAAAAUGCCUAGCUUCUACCUCACACACACUACCACUGCGUUUUCCAUGUGCAUUUCCCCUUCUCCUUUCUCCAAUUGGAACGUUUUAGGCCCACCCCAGUACUCAUUUCUGGGCCUAACACCACCCUGUCUCACUUUAUUGCUUUAAAGGAACCCAUGGUUACGUUUUUGCAUUAGUGGAGAAUGCCAAUUUCUCACUCUUACAUUAAGGCACACAAAGAGAUGAAGCAGUGCAGGUUCACCUUGUUUGUCAAAGAACUGUCAAUACGCAUUAGAAGGGAGGUUAGAGAAGGGAGUUUUCAGAUCACAACUACUAUAUUCUUCUGUUUGUCAGUGGCAUUUUUUGUGGUCAUUCUGGGAAUGUUCAUCAAUGAUCAUGUUAGGAAGUUCAUAGUCUCAGAGGAAUUCUACUUACCUCAACUCACUAAAUUUUCUCAACUGUCACCUUGGUCUCCAUAUUCACAGUUUCUAUGCAACACUUCCUUGUUUUCUUCUCCUACCUUGCCGCCGUUGAAUUCCUCAACUAGUAGUAGAGCAUUGAGAGAUUUGAUAGCUCCCAAGGAACUAUGGCAUUCCAUGAACGAUAAAGAGCUGAUGUGGCGAGCAUCAAUGGUUCCUCAUUUUGUGGAUUACCCAUAUGAUCGGAUCCCAAAAGUGGCAUUCAUGUUUUUAAGCAGGGGAAGAUUGCCAUUGGCAUCACUUUGGGAGAAGUUCUUCAAAGGUCAUGCAGGGCUAUACUCAAUUUACCUCCAUACUUCACCAGAAUUCAACACUGAGAUGCCAGAAUCCUCGGUGUUUUACAAGCGCAGAAUACCAAGCAAGCCAGUUGACUGGGGAAAGGCAACAAUGGUGGAUGCUGAGAGGCGCCUGCUAGCGAAUGCCCUCCUUGACUUCUCCAAUGAGAGAUUUGUUCUACUCUCAGAGACAUGCAUUCCUUUGUUCAACUUCACUACCAUCUACAAAUACCUCAUCAACUCUAACCACAGCUUUGUCAGCUCUUUUGAUGAUCCUAGACACAUCGGCCGUGGCCGUUACAACAAACGAAUGUUUCCAACUGUGACAUUGCCUGAUUGGCGCAAAGGGUCCCAAUGGUUUGAAGUCUACCGGAAGCUCGCCAUUGAGAUAGUGUCAGAUGUGACAUACUACCCCAUCUUUCAAGAACAUUGCAGGCCUCCUUGUUACAUGGAUGAACACUACUUAGCAACUCUUGUGAAUAAGCUCCGCCCAGACCUGAACUCAAAUAGGAGCAUCACUUGGGUUGAUUGGUCCAGGGGUGGCUCACACCCAACAAAGUUUGUGAGGAAGGAUGUUGCAGAAGCGUUUCUGAAUCAGGCAAGACAUGGGUUUAAUUGUUCUUAUAAUAGUGGUUUGAGCUCUAUUUGCUUCCUUUUUGCCAGGAAAUUUCAUCCUAGCACUCUAGAGCCUUUGCUAAGGAUAGCUCCCUCACUGCUUGGUUUUGACCCCUAGAAUAUGUUUAUUCAUGAGGCAAUGAUUUAAGUUGAGUUGCUACAGCACUUCCUCAGGCUUAUGCCAACAAGCUACAUGGGUCAUGAGAACAAUCCUAUUCUACCAGGAUUCAGGAUGGUGCCUACCUUUUCUAUUCUUCUUUGCCUUUCCAAUCUAUAGGUAAAUUAAAAUAUUAUGGAACACAAUUUGUGACAAGUCCUGUAACAUGGCCUGUUUUAAAA
Messenger RNA from Vitis riparia (riverbank grape), 2074 nucleotides. Its product is annotated as glycosyltransferase BC10-like. The transcript has 2 exons. NCBI's taxonomy places the organism in Eukaryota, Viridiplantae, Streptophyta, Magnoliopsida, Vitales, Vitaceae. Gene Ontology annotation, molecular function: glycosyltransferase activity. Gene Ontology annotation, cellular component: membrane. The record is from RefSeq and is a predicted model, not a curated record. Bases 570 to 1853 code for a protein of 427 amino acids.